Messenger RNA from Cuculus canorus (common cuckoo), 4382 nucleotides. RefSeq lists its product as uncharacterized. Lineage: Eukaryota; Metazoa; Chordata; Aves; Cuculiformes; Cuculidae. The record is from RefSeq and is a predicted model, not a curated record. Gene Ontology annotation, molecular function: DNA-binding transcription activator activity, RNA polymerase II-specific; RNA polymerase II cis-regulatory region sequence-specific DNA binding. The coding region runs from base 1 to 3114 and encodes 1037 amino acids. Gene Ontology annotation, biological process: regulation of transcription by RNA polymerase II. Gene Ontology annotation, cellular component: nucleus. The transcript is spliced from 6 exons.
AUGGUGCAGGGGGCAGAACCGGUGCAAGAGUCUGAACCGGUGCAGGAGGGGGCAAAAGUGGUGCAGGAGGAGGAGCAGAACUGGUGCAGGAGGCAGAAUUGGUGCAAGAGGAGGCGUGGAAACGGUGCAGGAGGAGAAGUAGAAAUGGUGCAGGGGGCAGAACCGGUGCAAGAGUCUGAACCGGUGGAGGGGGCAAAACUGGUGCAAGAGGAGGAGCAGAACUGGUGCAGGAAGCAGAAUUGGUGCAAGAGGAGGAGUAGAAACGGAAGAGCAUCGGAGCAGGAGGAGCCGCUCCGGAUCAGCAGGAAGAGCAUCAGAGCAGGAGGAGCCGCUCCGGAUCAGCAGGAGCAGCAUUGCAGCAGGAGGAGCCACUCCGGAUCAGCAGGAAGAGCAUCGGAGCAGGUGGAGCGGCUCCGGAUCAGCAGGAGCGGCAUUGCAGCAGGAGGAGCGGCUCCGGAUCAGCAGGAGCAGCAUUGCAGCAGGAGGAGCCGCUCCGGAUCAGCAGGAGCAGCAUUGCAGCAGGAGGAGCCGCUCCGGAUCAGCAGGAGCAGCACUGCAGCAGGAGGAGCCGCUCCGGAUCAGCAGGAGCAGCAUUGCAGCAGGAGGAGCCACUCCGGAUCAGCAGGAGCGGCAUUGCAGCAGGAGGAGCCGCUCCGGAUCAGCAGGAGCGGCAUUGCAGCAGGAGGAGCCGCUCCGGAUCAGCAGGAGCAGCACUGCAGCAGGAGGAGUCGCUCCGGAUCAGCAGGAGCGGCAUUGCAGCAGGAGGAGUCGCUCCGGAUCAGCAGGAGCAGCACUGCAGCAGGAGGAGUCGCUCCGGAUCAGCAGGAGCAGCACUGCAGCAGGAGGAGCGGCUCCGGAUCAGCAGGAGCAGCAUUGCAGCAGGAGGAGCCGCUCCGGAUCAGCAGGAGGAGCCACUCCGGAUCAGCAGUAGCGGCAUUGCAGCAGGAGGAGCCGCUCCGGAUCAGCAGGAAGAGCAUUGCAGCAGGAGGAGCCGCUCCGGAUCAGCAGGAGGAGCGGCUCCGGAUCAGCAGGAGCAGCAUUGCAGCAGGUGGAGUGGCUCCGGAUCAGCAGGAGCAGCAUUGCAGCAGGAGGAGCCGCUCCGGAUCAGCAGGAGGAGCCGCUCCGGAUCAGCAGGAGCAGCAUUGCAGCAGGAGGAGCGGCUCCGGAUCAGCAGGAGCAGCGUUGCAGCAGGAGGAGCCACUCCGGAUCAGCAGGAAGAGCUUCGGAGCAGGAGGAGCCACUCCGGAUCAGCAGGAGCAGCAUUGCAGCAGGAGGAGUCGCUCCGGAUCAGCAGGAGCAGCAUUGCAGCAGGAGGAGUCGCUCCGGAUCAGCAGGAGGAGCGGCUCCAGAUCAGCAGGAGCGGCAUUGCAGCAGGAGGAGCGACUCCGGAUCAGCAGGAAGAGCAUCGGAGCAGGUGGAGCGGCUCCGGAUCAGCAGGAAGAGCAUCGGAGCAGGAGGAGCGGCUCCGGAUCAGCAGGAAGAGCAUCGGAGCAGGAGGAGCGGCUCCGGAUCAGCAGGAGCAGCAUCGGAGCAGGAGGAGCCGCUCCGGAUCAGCAGGAGCAGCAUUGCACAGGAGGAGCGGCUCCGGAUCAGCAGGAAGAGCAUCGGAGCAGGUGGAGCGGCUCCGGAUCAGCCAUGGCCGGUCCCCGGCUGCCGGUGUCGGCCCGGCUGCAGCGGCUCGAGGCUCGCGUGUGGCGUGCGGAGCGGCGGCUGCGGGCGGCGCUGGGGCUGCGGGGGCGGCUGCGGGCGCUGGAGCGGCGCCUCGGCUCUGCCGGGAUAGGGGCACCGCUUGGGCAGCGCGAGAACGUCGGCGGGCUGAGGGCACCGGAAGGCACCGCCAUCCGUAUUAAGGAAGAGGAGGAGCCGAGCGCUGUGGAUCGAUGGGAGGGUGAGGUUGGAGAAGCUCCAGGAGAGCCCUUCCCAGCAGAGCCGGUCUUCCAUCAACCUUCCAACCCCACCAAGAAAGACGAGGAGAUGUUUGCCGAGGAGCUGCCAGGCGCAGGCGGUGAGGAGGACAUCCUGAAGGCUCCUGACGCAGGGCUGCAGAUUUACUCCGCCCGUGUUUUCUCAUGGAUUAAAGAAGAGGAGGGGCCACGUUGCCCUGAAGGCCAAGACUUGGAGAAAGAAGAGCUGCCUACAGGUCCCAAUAAAGCACACGGUGGUGAACCCACAAAGAGAGACCCUCUGGCCGAUGAUGGCUUUGAAAGCACGCCGUGCCGCUCAGAGGUCCCAGGAGAAGCUGAGGAGAAGUUCUCCAAGGAUCCCGGUGCCGGAGUGACCUGGGACAGUCAAUGGAAUUCAGAAGCGAUGGAAACCUCCACCCCGGGGAACGGCCUCGGAGGUGACGCCCAAUACGAGCGAGGGUUUGCUGAGCACUUGGACUUCUUCAGCGCUCAGGAGAACGGCGUCGGGAGGAGACCGUGCGUUCAAGGUCCUCCUGGGGACAUCCUUCCAGGUUCCACCUGUGAGAAGACUCUCACCGAAAGGAUGUUCCACCUACUCCACCCGCAGCCGCGCGCUCCGGGGGAGAAGGAGGUCGGGCAGGAGGUCGGUCCCACCACCCGCGAGGUGGUGGCCCGCUCCGAGCGUGGACACAACCUUAUGGGUGCAACCAAGCUUGGUGAUCUUGGUGGAGAGGAGCACCCACCCACGGAAAGCGAUGGGAGCUUCGCCACAGCCUUAAGGAACCCCUGCUGGGAUCACCUCCAGGAGAAGUCGGAGUCUUGUGCCAAGUGCCGGCAGCCGUCGUUGCCGCGGGGCGGCGCCGCCGCCCAACCGCAGGGCCAGGCCCGCGGCAAGUCCUACAUCUGCAGCGACUGCGGGAAAAGCUUCGUUUGCCACUCGUGGCUCGUUAGGCACCAAACGACUCACACGGGAGAGAGGCCCUACAAGUGCUCCGAGUGCGACAAAAGCUACAGGAGAAAGGAUUAUCUUCUCAACCACCAACGCCGGCACUCGGGAGAAGGGCUCUUCCAGUGUCCCCUCUGCAGGAAGAGGUUUGUGCUCAGGAGGAGUUUGGUGAAGCACCAGGAGAGUCACACGCAAGGAACCCACCUGACUUUGGGGGGAUGGUCCUGCGCGGCCAACCGGGGCUCCGUCAUGCACUCCAUAUAGGAGUUCCCAUCCCAGCGGUGGCUUUGUGGUCCUCUUGGUGGUCGUUUUGCUUUAGAAGCUGUCGGUCUCUGGGCUGGAUGGGCGCACGCUCUCCUGGGUUGGAAACGGGUUGGGUGGCCCAGAGGGUGGUGGUCAAUGGAGUCGACUCCGGAUGGAGGGCGGUCACAAGUGGGGUUCCUCAGAGCUCGGUGCUGGUCCAGCUCUGCCCAACGUCUUCAUCAAUGACGUGGAUGAAGGCAUUGAGUGCAAUGUUUGAGGAUGACACUGAGCUGGGUGGAAGUGUGGAUCUGCUGGAGGGUACGGAGGCUCCAAAGGGAUCUGAACAGGUUUGGACCACUGGGAUGAGACCAAUGGGAUGAGGUUCAACGAGGCCAAAUGCCGGGUCCUGCACUUGGGGCACAACAACCCUAUGCAGCGCUACAGACUGGGGGAAGAGUGGCUGGAGAGCUGCACGGAGGAGAAGGACCUGGGGGUGAUGGUUGACAGCCGACUGACCAUGAGCCAGCAGUGUGCCCAGGUGGCCAAGAAGGCCAACGGCAUCUUGGCUUGGAUCAGAAAUGGGGUCACCAGCAGGUCCAGGGAGGGGAUUCUCCCUCUGUACUCGGCACUGGUGAGACCGCACCUCGAAUACUGUGUUCAGUUCUGGGCCCCUCACCACAAGAAGGAUGUUGAGGCUCUGGAGAGUGUCCAGAGAAGAGCAACGAAGCUGGUGAGGGGCUGGAGAACGUCUGACGAGGAGCGGCUGAUGGACCUGGGGGUGUUCAGCCUGGAGAAGAGGAGGCUGAGGGGAGACCUUAUUGCUCUCUACAACUGCCUGAAAGGAGGUUGUGGAGAGGAGGGUGUUGGGCUCUUCUCCCAAGUGACAGAGGACAGGACAAGGGAAUGGCCUGAAGCUCCGCCAGGGGAGGGUCAGGUUGGAUAUCAGAAGGAAAUUCUUCAUGGAAAGAGUCAUCGGCACUGGAACAGCUGCCCAGGGAGGGGGUGGAGUCGCCUUCCCUGGAGGUGUUUAAGGAACGGGUGGAUGAAGUGCUGAGGGCCAUGGUUUAGGGAGUGUUAGGAAUGGUUGGACUCCACGAUCCAAUGGGUCCUUUCCAACCUGGUGAGUCUGUGAUGAUUUUUUGCCAGGCCAGGCUGUGGCAGGAGGACGCAGCUCGGUGGUGGACCUUGGUGGGAGGAGGAGGCUUUCCAAGCCCUUCUGACCCCUCUUCCAAACAAAAGGGAGAAGGUUGGAGUGGGGCUCUCUUCCCGAGGCUGCGUUGUGGUGGUUG